AUGCUAGCUAACGUCACUGUGGGCGAUCCCAUCAUCUUCCCCGGAUUCUGUCCUGGUGUUUCCGAGCUGUCCCACCUCUCCAAACUCCCCAAAAUUGGACUCAGCGUGGGGACUGGACUCACUGACGGGAUAAUUGCUGCGAUGUUAACAAUUUGCAGGCCGCUGCUCUGUGACGUGGGGCUUGCCGCCAACACCUGCAGGCCGAGUGUGGCGUUCAGUGUCAGCCCCUGCGGUUGGAUCAGCUGCGUCUGCGCUAACCCCGAGUUUGCAAUGAUGUUGAGCGACUCCAAGUUCAGUGGUUGGAGCGUUUGUGUGACUGGAAAGCACGGGACCGCAUUGUUUUGA
Knipowitschia caucasica is the source of this 345-nucleotide messenger RNA. NCBI's taxonomy places the organism in Eukaryota, Metazoa, Chordata, Actinopteri, Gobiiformes, Gobiidae. The record is from the annotation of a GenBank genome assembly.